AUGGCGGAAGAAGCAGUUCUGGGUUACCUCGAAAACAACGAGGAGAUAAGAGAUUCCGGGGAAUUUGCAUCCGAACGCGGCAUUGACCACAAUGAAAUAGUUAACAUCAUCAAGAGUCUCCAUGGUUUCAGAUACGUUGAUGCUGAGGAUAUUAAGAGGGAGACAUGGGUUUUAACCGAUGAAGGGAACAGUUACACUACUCUUGGAUCCCCUGAAGCUCAGCUAAUUUCGGCUAUUCCGCCGGAAGGUAUCUCCAGAGAAGAACUUCAGAAAAAGCUGGGUCCUUCAGUUUUCAAGAUCGGUUGUGCUCAGGCGGCUAAAAAUAAAUGGGUUGAGAUGGGGAAACAGCUUAUAUCUAAGAAGGUACAACAUGUGGAAGACAAAGUUAAAGACUUGCUUCUUCAAAUACAACAAGGACAGGGCAUUGGUCCAGAUGAUAUCAAAGCACUCAAAGCAAGAAAGCUUAUUGUACCACAGACUUGGAAGGGUUACUCGGUUAAAAAGGGUCCUAACUAUGCUCCAAAAAGAAAAAAGGUUGUCACUGAUUUAACUCGAGAUAAUUUUCAGAGUGGCGAGUGGAAGGAAAUAGAAUUCAAAGAGUACAAUUACAGUGCUAAAGGUCAGCCUCUUGAAGGUGGCAGUCUUCAUCCACUGUUAAAGGUACGGUGUCAAAUAAAACAGAUCUUCCAUUGUAUGGGGUUUGAGGAGAUGCCCACAAAUAAUUAUGUUGAGAGCAGCUUCUGGAACUUUGAUUCCUUGUUCCAGCCCCAACAACAUCCCGCCCGUGAUUCACAUGACACCUUCUUUUUGGAAGCUCCUUCAACAACAAAGAAACUUCCUGAAGAUUAUGUUCAGAGGGUAAAGCAAGUUCAUGAAUUUGGUGGUUACGAGUCUAGAGGAUAUGCAUACGAUUGGAAAAGAGAGGAAGCAAAUAAAAACCUUCUGCGAACCCACACAACUGCUGUUUCUUCCAGGAUGCUUAACCAGCUGGCACAGAAACCAUUUGCUCCAAAAAAAUAUUUCUCUAUAGAUCGUGUUUUCCGAAAUGAAGCAGUGGACCGAACGCAUCUUGCGGAGUUCCACCAGAUAGAAGGCCUUGUAUGCGAUCGAGGACUCACUCUCUGUGACUUAAUAGGAGUUCUACAUGAUUUCUUCUCACGCUUAGGCAUGACCAAGCUGAAAUUCAAACCUGCUUACAAUCCUUACACAGAACCUAGCAUGGAGAUUUUCAGUUAUCAUGAAGGCUUUAAAAAAUGGGUAGAGGUAGGAAACUCUGGCAUGUUCAGACCUGAAAUGUUGCGGCCGAUGGGACUUCCUGAAGAUGUCCAAGUUAUUGCAUGGGGUCUUUCUCUUGAAAGGCCAACAAUGAUUAUGUAUGGAAUAGAUAACAUCAGGGAUCUCUUUGGACACAAGGUGGAUCUUAGCCUCAUUAAGAAAAAUUCAAUAUGUCGACUUGGAAUUGAAUGA
Messenger RNA from Lathyrus sativus (Indian pea), 1467 nucleotides. The record is from the annotation of a GenBank genome assembly. NCBI's taxonomy places the organism in Eukaryota, Viridiplantae, Streptophyta, Magnoliopsida, Fabales, Fabaceae.